AUGUCGUCAGAAUUUACUGGUGUCGAUGGUACAUGGAAAAUAAUUGAUUAUCCACUGCAUCCAGAAUGUGUUGGUUGUAAAUUUGAAAUAAAAAGCGAAAAUCCAAAUAAGUAUCGUCUUCAUGCAUCUGUAAUUAAUUCAAUGAAUUGUAGUUUGGAAUAUAAUCUAGAAAAUAAUGAAUGGAAAACUUCUUCCAUUAUGUCAACAUUAAUGGCAGGUUCACCAGAAGAAAUGAACAAAGAAAAUUUCAUAAAUGAUUUAAUCUCUAAUAUUAAACGUUUGCACGUUGAAGAUGAACAAUAUUUAAUUAUUCAAACGAAUAAUGGUGCAACAGCUCAAUUAGAACGUUUCUGA
Rotaria sp. Silwood2 is the source of this 354-nucleotide messenger RNA. Lineage: Eukaryota; Metazoa; Rotifera; Eurotatoria; Philodinida; Philodinidae. The record is from the annotation of a GenBank genome assembly.